CCGCAGUCUCUGCGAUCGGAACGUGAUCCUGGCUCCCGGGGUUUCACAGGAAGAAGCGAAACGAGUCUCGCCGCCUCGGCGAUGGGCUCUCCCUCCCAGUCCCGUUGUCCUCCUCGAACUGUCCCGUCGUGGCAUCCGAGCCCCUUGUCGAUGCUCAUGUUGUCCGUGGGGCCUCUUGGAGGAAGUGGCAGGAAGACGCGGGGAAAUGCUGGGUCCGUGUAGUUUGCCAACUUUGACUGAGCUUUUGAAGUACUUCAACCAUGACAAAAAGAGAAGCAGAGGAGCUGAUAGAAAUUGAAAUUGAUGGAACAGAGAAAACAGAAUGCACAGAAGAAAGCAUUGUAGAACAGCCCUACACCCAAGGUGAAUGUGUAAGCCAGGCCAUAGACAUCAAUGAGCCAAUAGGCAAUUUAAAGAAACUACUAGAACCAAGACUACAGUGUUCUUUGGAUGCUUAUGAAAUUUGUCUACAAGAAAUUCAGCUGGAUCCAGAACGAAGUUUAUUUGACCAAGGAGUAAAAACAGAUGGAACUGUACAACUUAGUGUACAGGUAAUGUCUUACCAAGGAAUUGAACCAAAGCUCAACAUCCUUGAAAUUGUUAAACCUGCGGAAACAGUUGAAGUAGUCAUUGAUCCAGAUGCUCAUCAUGCUGAAGCAGAAGCACAUCUUGUUGAAGAAGCUCAAGUGAUAACUCUUGAUGGCACAAAACACAUUACAACCAUUUCAGAUGAAACCUCGGAACAAGUGACCAGAUGGGCUGCCGCACUAGAAGGUUAUAGGAAAGAGCAAGAACGCCUUGGGAUACCGUAUGAUCCUAUACAGUGGUCUACAGACCAAGUCUUACAUUGGGUAGUUUGGGUCAUGAAGGAAUUCAGCAUGACUGAUAUAGACCUCAGCACACUCAACAUUUCAGGACGAGAAUUAUGUAGUCUCAACCAAGAAGAUUUUUUUCAACGGGUCCCUCGGGGAGAAAUUCUCUGGAGUCAUCUGGAGCUUCUUCGAAAAUAUGUAUUGGCAAGCCAGGAACAACAGAUGAACGAGAUAGUUACUAUUGAUCAACCUGUCCAAAUUAUUCCAGCAUCAGUUCAGUCUGCAACACCAACUACCAUUAAAGGUAUAAACAGCAGUGCAAAGGCAGCUAAAGUACAAAGAGCUCCAAGGAUUUCAGGAGAAGAUAGAAGUUCACCUGGGAACAGAACAGGAAAUAAUGGCCAGAUUCAACUGUGGCAGUUUUUGCUAGAACUUCUUACUGACAAGGAUGCUCGAGACUGCAUUUCUUGGGUUGGUGAUGAAGGCGAGUUUAAACUAAAUCAGCCUGAACUGGUUGCACAAAAAUGGGGACAACGUAAAAAUAAACCUACAAUGAACUAUGAGAAACUCAGUCGUGCAUUAAGGUAUUAUUAUGAUGGAGACAUGAUUUGUAAAGUUCAGGGCAAGAGAUUUGUGUACAAGUUUGUCUGUGACUUGAAGACUCUUAUUGGAUACAGUGCGGCAGAGUUGAACCGUUUGGUCACAGAGUGUGAACAGAAGAAACUUGCAAAGAUGCAGCUCCAUGGAAUCGCCCAGCCUGUCACAGCAGUAGCCCUGGCUGCAGCUUCUCUGCAAGCAGAAAAGGAUAACUGAGCCCAGGAUCUGCUGGGAUUUCAAGGUCUUUCUUAACUCUGAGAGCACGCAUUGCUCUCACCUUUAUUACUGAAUUUGAAUCUUCCUUUAUUUCUGGACUGUACAGUCUAAUGCAUGAUUUUUUUUAUAAAUAUUUCAUACUCUUGUGAAUUUGGAUCUUUUUACUUUGAGCAUAUAUUUUAGAAUAUGUUACAGGAUCACCACAAUGGCUUCAGUAUGAAGGCAGGUUCAUUGUGGGUAGUUUGUUAACAGUCAGGAAAGCUAAACUGGUCAGUAUUAAUGUCUAGCCCUACCAAAAAUAGCCAGCAGCAUCUGAGGAUGAAAAAUAAAUGAAGUAUCUUCAGGAAACAGUCUGGCUUAACUAUUUUUGAAAGUAUAACUGUUUACCCUCUCUGCUGCUUUAGAUGUUGCUUUACAUAAAACCAGAAAAUGGGACUUUAACAGCUAAAGCAUGUGUGCCUGUUUCAUCUAAUCAGGCAGAGCUAAAAUAGUCAUAUCAAAUAAAAGUAUAAUAUUAAUAAAUUACUAAACUAAUAGUAUCAAGUUAUUAAAGUAAUUUAUAUAUUUGCAAGCAAAGGACAAAGAAGUCAACUGGCAGAAGAGCAGUGCUGAAGAGGGAGACCCAGGUUUAAAUCUGGCUCAGGUUUCUGUAUAGAUUCAUAAUGUCAGGUCAAGAAUUUAAAUUAUUCUAAGAGAGGCAUUGAAUCUAAUAAACCAACUAUUACAAAAAUUUUGAAAUGAUCUCUGUUUUUCCUGUCAGAGAUCUAAAAAACCGAGAAGGUAUACCUCAGCCAGAAAAUUGGUUUGGCUUCUCUCUCUCUCUCUCUCUCUCUUUUUUUAAAUUACUCUUUCAUGCUGAUUUAUUAUGCAGAGCAGCUUACUUACAUGGUCAUUGUGUUUCUGAUGAAAUGAAGACUUUAAAUCAGUCAUCAGUACUUCACCUUUCAAGAUAUUAGGAAAUUAUUUGCAAAUAGUUUAAAAAGAAAAUUUUACCUCCAGUACAGGCAGUUUUCUCUUAAAGCAAAAUUGUCCAUUUACUUAAUUUUCUCCUUUUGAAUAUUUACAUAUCUGAGUAUACAGAUAUCUGUAUACAUGUCCACUUUACCAUUUCCUAUAAAUACAGGUAUACACAUAUAUGAAGACAUAAUAUUCAGAAGGAAAGAUAUUUCAAAAGGUAAUAACUCAUUUUUUUAAUCUUAAAAAAUUAAAUAAUUCUUUUAUAUAUGAAACUCUUUACUUACCACAAAGCUAACACUAAGCAGAAGUGGCUAGAAAUAUGUAUCUUUUUUGUUUGCUUGCUCGCUCUCUUUGCUAUCUUUUGUUUUGUUGUUUGUUUUAAGGUAUUAUGUACAAAUCCUCAUGUGAGAUACUGGCAAAUAACUCCUAAUCCUCUUAUA
Molecule: messenger RNA, 3022 nt
Organism: Myotis brandtii (Brandt's bat)
Lineage: Eukaryota; Metazoa; Chordata; Mammalia; Chiroptera; Vespertilionidae
Gene: GABPA
Product: GA binding protein transcription factor, alpha subunit 60kDa
Exons: 10
Coding region: 261-1625 (454 amino acids)
Biological process (GO): regulation of transcription by RNA polymerase II; cell differentiation
Cellular component (GO): nucleus
Molecular function (GO): sequence-specific DNA binding; DNA-binding transcription factor activity, RNA polymerase II-specific
Source: RefSeq, a predicted model, not a curated record